AUGACCGAUCGGGAAGUGAAUUUAUCAGACGUUCUUCGGCAAGCAUGGACUUUGGAUGACGCAAACGACACCAACGUGGCGACUCCAAAUAAGAACAAUUCGAGUCCGAAACCGAAUUCGCAAAUCAAACGGCAGACGAAGGAAAAUGCUAGUGUGCUCAUCACGCCCGAGUAUACUCCACCAGCUUCAAACGUGUCGGAGCUACAGCCGCCGAAAUUGUUCACGCCCGUCGUUCAACAUCAUUUCCCGCAACCGCACGGUUUCCGAAUGCAAAACCUACCAACGUAUCGGAAUAUGAGCUUCUUCUACGGAAAAUUGCAACCAGCUCCUCCCGCCACCGUUGUGACACCAACAUUCAUCAACGGAUUUGCGCGCGCCGCCCCAACGACAAAUUGUCCGGAGAAAGGACUCGCGUUUAAUCGGACCCCGACGACGGCGUCGGCGACAAUCGGCGGCGGUCACGACAACGACGCGUUCCCCGAAAACUUUUUGGAGGAACAUGAUUUUGACGAACGCCCGAAAAUGGCGCCGGCGGCGGCGGACCCAAAUGCAUCAUCAUCGGCGACGACGAAAUCGCGCGGCGUCGGCAUUGGCGAAGUGUUGGACGAGUUUUUCGUGCGACGCCGACGACGCAAUGGCGACGAGAACGCAUCGGCGGCGAAAAACGACGAUAGCGAUGAUGGGUGUGGAAGCGAUGGCGAUGGCAUAGAGAAGCACGCGACGGAGGCGUCUGGCGAUGGCGACGAGACGCAGACGCUGGGAAGCGGCGCGCAGAAAUCGACGAGCUCCAUGUUUUAUCAGCCGCAACCGCAGCAGGCGGCGGCGCAUCACGCGCGGAAUACACCGCCGCCGGGAUAUCCGCAGGUAGUAGUAGUAGGAUUCAUGCGACCGCAUGAAGAGGAGACGAGGCAGAUUAUGAAUUUGGACAAUCAGCAGGCGCACAAUUCGUCGCCGACAUCGUCAUGGAACUCACAUCCCCAACAAUAUGCUCAAAUGUCGCCGAUGAACGCUUAUCCGCCACGCGGACCGCCAAUGUAUGCGCCACCGCCGCCGCCACAAAUGCACCAUCAUCAUCAGGGCGGCGCGCCGCAACCGCCGCCAACGUCGAAUCCCUAUUAUCAGCCUCAUAUGCCGCAGGCGCCUAUGAUGCCGCCGGGAAUGCACGGCCAACCGCAACAGCAGCAACCGUAUUAUAGUACACAAUCGCCGUUGACUGGCACACCGCCUACAAUGAACUAUGGGAAUACGCCGAUGCCGAUUCCGACCACCAAUGGUAAUGGGCCGGUGUUCUCUUUCACCAAACCGAGGGCUAGCGAGUCGAAUGCGACGAAUCGGCGGAAAAAGAACCACAAUAAUAAUGAGAUGUGUAAUUUUGCUAUUUUCAAGGGAAACUCGCGUUUGGAAGAUGGCGAUGCGGCGGUGUUUCCCGAUAUGAACGAUUUUCCGCUAUUGGAUGCGAUUCAGUCGAAAGCCAAGAAGGAAGCUGGUAGAAAACCGUGCCGACCGCAUUUAUGCGAGCAAUCGAGAAUGCUCAUUUCGCGAGUGGCUCAUUUCAAUCGCGAAUUUGUCAAACGAACCGAGCUGAAUGGUGAUUCUUGUAGACUCCCAUCUCGCCAUCCGCUCGCCAACUCGCCAAUGUCGCGGCCCGAUCAGUGGACGUCGGCGAUAAUGGGAAUCUCGUUGGCGACGGUGCGAAAGUGCCUUGAUAUGGCCACCGAGGAGGAGGUGUUCACGAGAUGCACCGAUAAGAAUUUGGUCAAUUUGACGCCUGCCGAACGCGUUGAGCGUGACGAGUUGCUCGCGAAGCUGUCGACGGUUUUUGAGGACGAGAAGGCGCUGGGAGCGGGCACAGCGAAUCUGACGAUUGCGGAAUACUCGCCAAGACGAUCCUACUCGAACUCGCAUGUCUCGCGGCAACCCGUCGAGGAUAAGACGAACACCAUGAUAUACAUGCCGAAUGGCGACAAUAGCAAUGAGACGACGUUGCUGAAUCUCGAUGAGCAUUCGAAUUCGAGCAAAGGAAUUGCGACGCCGACGCCGAACGCCGAAUCGGCGCCGGAAAUUGAGACUGAGCCGAUAAUUAUUGAGCAAGCGAAGGUUGAGGAGCUGAAGCAGCCAUCGCCGAAAAUUGGAGCUGACACGCCGAGAGUUCGCGGAAGGCCGAAGAAGGUCAUGGAAAUGAAGAAGAAGAGAGCGUCGGUGGAAGCUAGCGAGACGCUGGAAGAUAAGGAUGAGCAUGAAAAAAAGACUGAGGAUGAGAACGAAACGACUGAUGAAAGCGAGAAGAACAAACCGGCGAUUGAGGAGCAAGAGGAGCGAGAGGAUGACGCCGCGUCGAGCGAGGGCACGAAUCGCAGUGAGACGGCGACGCCUGAGCCGAACUCGGUGGCGUCAUCCAACGCCGCUGUUGCUGCGGCGACGACGACGGCGAACGCGGUGACCGCGAGCGGACGACCGCGGCGUGGAAAGAAGCGAACGAUUGAGAAUGAGGAGAACGUGGGAAGUGGACGAAAGAAGCGGGCGGUGAACAACAACGCGAAGAACGCGAUGGAAGAUGAUGAGAAUGAGCACAAAAUGGUGACGAGGUGA
Messenger RNA from Caenorhabditis bovis, 2589 nucleotides. The record is from the annotation of a GenBank genome assembly. Lineage: Eukaryota; Metazoa; Nematoda; Chromadorea; Rhabditida; Rhabditidae.